CACUCGUCAAUAACGUACAAUGGGAAGUAAUAAAGCACCCAGAGGAAGCGAAGGCUUUAAAUCGGAGCGAACCUGUCUUCGCCAACGCUGAUUUAAUCCACCAUCUUAAUCCUGGAACAAAGAUUAUACUCAUGCUAAGAAAUCCCAUCGACAGGUCAUGGUCUGCGUAUCAGUAUUUUGGUCUAACUAGUCAGAAAAGCCAGGAAGACUUUCACAGACUAACAGUGAGAUCGAUAUCCGAUUUCCAGCAAUGUCUCUCUCAAAACGAGCUCCGCCAUUGUGUCUACCAUAGCCAUAACGUAAGGGACAGAUACAAGGGUAUACCGAAUGUAUGGCCUAACAUAUAUCACGUACACUUGCAAGAAUAUUUCCGGGUAUUUCCAAGAAAGCAGAUACUCGUUCUUAAUAUAGAAAGUUAUUCGAAAGAUAUCAGAGCAGCCAUGGAAAAGGUGUAUGCUUUCUUAGAACUCGGAAAGCUACCAGAGGCUAUGUGGGAGACAGUGGCCACCACUACAAAAAGGAACGAGCUUUCUAGCAGCAGACGUAUUGGAAAUAUGUGGAACAAAACACGAGAACUGUUACAAGAUUUCUAUGCACCAUAUAACAAGGAGCUAGUAAGACUUUUAGGCAGCGAGUUUGAUUUUAACAAAUGAUUAUAAUAAUAAUAUGUUCGAGUGAUAAGGUUCAUGUUAUUUCCAUGUUGUUUCACAUUUAUGAGGAAUUUUCUAUGUUUAAAACGCAAUUGCAAAGACAUUUAGGCAGCGGGUUUGAUUUUAACAAAUCACUAUAAUGUUUAUAUCUUCGAGGGAUAAUGUUAAUGUUAUUUCCAUGUUGUUUCACAUUUAAAAUGUCGUUUCUGUGUUGAUAGUGGAAUUGUAGAGACAAUUGCUUAAAACAUGAAGAAAACUUCUGUUUUUGACACGAAAACAUAUGCCACCCCUGUUAA
This is a messenger RNA of Mya arenaria, 946 nucleotides long. RefSeq names its product carbohydrate sulfotransferase 15-like. The record is from RefSeq and is a predicted model, not a curated record. The coding region runs from base 132 to 653 and encodes 173 amino acids. The transcript has 4 exons. NCBI's taxonomy places the organism in Eukaryota, Metazoa, Mollusca, Bivalvia, Myida, Myidae. Gene Ontology annotation, molecular function: N-acetylgalactosamine 4-sulfate 6-O-sulfotransferase activity. Gene Ontology annotation, biological process: hexose biosynthetic process.